Trachymyrmex septentrionalis is the source of this 2913-nucleotide messenger RNA. RefSeq lists its product as uncharacterized. The transcript has 13 exons. Gene Ontology annotation, biological process: iron ion transport. NCBI's taxonomy places the organism in Eukaryota, Metazoa, Arthropoda, Insecta, Hymenoptera, Formicidae. Bases 73 to 2913 code for a protein of 946 amino acids. Gene Ontology annotation, molecular function: copper ion binding; oxidoreductase activity. The record is from RefSeq and is a predicted model, not a curated record. Gene Ontology annotation, cellular component: plasma membrane.
AGAUUCACGCAGGAUCGCUCAAACUUAUGUACGUGUACAUACUCGGUUUUAACCCAGAUAUUCUGGGCCACCAUGUCGUGCCUUCGUUAUUGCAUAGUUUUAACGUUUGUUUUUUCUUCCAUUCCGACUUUAUGUCUCGAAACAUUUGAAAACAUAGAUAAUUAUCACGGAUGUGUGCGUCCUUGCUCCGACAAAUCAUCUUCGAAAAGAACAUGCGUUUAUCAUUUCUUUAUCACGGAAUCGCACGUCACAACAAGUUUCUACAACAAACCCGAGAGCAGCGACGAAAAUAUUACCGUGCAAUCAAUAAGGAGCUUUUUGGCGAUUAACGGGAAAAGUCCAGGACCGGCUAUACAAAUUUGUCUCGGUGAUACGAUAGAGGUUCUCGUUUAUAACAAGUUGGGAAGUGACGAAUUGGCUUUCCAUUGGCAUGGAAUCCGGCAAAAGGAUUCCAAUUACAUGGACGGGGUGCCUAUGAUAACGCAGUGCCCUAUCUUACCCUUCGGUGGCUUUCGUUACAAGAUAACUCCCGAGAGCACGGGAACGUACUUUUAUCACGCUCAUUCAGUCUCGCAGCAGGGCGACGGAGUGUACGGGUCGUUGGUAGUACGAGGGCUGCAGGAUGACGAUCUCAGUCGAGAAAGGACACUCGUCUUUUCAUCAAGGUCGUCGGUUCCCCUGACGCGGCUCCGACACGCGAGCCUCUCGCCACCUACGCCGGACGAGCUCCUCGUAAAUGGCCAGGCGCAGCAAGCGAUUGUGCGGGUGAAGCAUGGAUUUCGCUAUUUAUUACGCCUGAUUAACGCAAAUGCUCACGAUUGUCCCAUUUCAUUAUCCGCCCAUGGACAUUCGCUUGAAAUACUUGCUGCUGACGGCAACCCUGUGCAAUCGAUGACGGGCACGCAUGUCGUUCUAUUCCCAGGUAUAUUCAAUUACGCCAGACGACAACGACAGGAGCGCAGGAGGCAACCGCGUCGUCUGCCGCUUGGACUGACUUGGACCACAUCGCUAAACCGCUUGUUCGCGCGCGCGCGACGUGACAUCUCCGAGGAGACUUUCUUCUACGUAGUCGCACCGACACAUUGUAUCUUCCGUCCCGAGGUAUAUCUCUUACAUGUACAGCCUUUGGGACACGGUUUAACCAGUAGCGAAACGCGCGACGCCGGCAUGGAGUGGACCCGCGACAAAACUCUGGAGCUGCUACGCGAGUAUCAACAACGACGCGUCCUCUGGGAUUGGAACGCCCGUGGCUAUCGCGACCGCACGAAGCGCAAACGAGCUAUACAAGAGCUCGCCGAGAUUCUCAGCUGCAACACUCUCGAGGUUGAGAAGAAGAUCACUAAUCUCAAGUGCCAGUAUUCUCGGGAGAUACACAAGAUACAGAACAGUCGCGACGCCGCCACCGGUCCAGACGACGUAUACGUCUCCAAGUGGUUCGCCUUCAAAGCCAUGCAAUUCCUACAAUUUGGCACGCGUAGAUACAGCAAGCGGAAGAAGAAAGUUGAAGAGGAACCGAAACUGCAAGAAGAAUAUAUUGUGAGCAACAUCGAUCCAGAAAGUAUAACAUUUAUGGAUUACAACGAGGAGACAAACGGCUCUGGUACCGGUUCCUUCAACGCUUCGCUCAGCGAGGACGCCGAAGAGUCCUCGUCGUCCAGUAUGAAGGCAAUGGAGUUGUACAAUGGUUCUUUGCCGAGCCAGAACGGUCUUGAGUCCGAACAGAUGAAACUCGAGCUUCGCCCACCGGACGAGAAAGAACAAAAAAAGACCAAGGAAGAGUUUGCCAAGUUUGGCGAGAGUAUCGCUGUGCAGCUCGCCGAGAUCCCCGACUCUUACUCGAGAUCGGUCGCCAAACUCAGGAUCAACCAGAUUCUCUUCGAAGCGGAGAUCGGGAUCUAUGCGCAAACGCGCGAGAGACUUGAUGGUAUUCUAAUGGCUGAACAGGCAAUCGGCAAGUACGCCCUCGAUAUUCAGGGUCUUCGGGAAUGUCGCAAUUUACAUCAAGAAGCAUAUAUUUUUUACGAAAAUGCCGCCCUUGAUUCGUACACGAUAAGGACUACAAACAAUAAUAAUUUUGACGAACAAUCAUUUAAAAUCGCAGAAAAUGGCCAUCACUGUCAUAGAAUAUUGAAAAAUGUCAUUUGUUCUUUGGAUUUGAAGAAUGCAAAAUUAUCGCAAUUGGAGGAAAAAGCAGAUGAAACGAUUUAUGUGCCCUUCGAUGCAAACACUUUCUCAUUUUUUACAGAUGAAAUGACAGACAAUUCCUACAACUUUUAUAUAUCGAGAUAUUAUCCAGCGUACUUAAGCUUGCAAAAAGGCGCGAUAAGGAUACCUCAGAUUAAUGGCAUGUCUUUCAAAUAUCCGCCAUCUCCGAUACUAUCGCAACCAGAAAAUACCUUGGAGAAAUCGGUUUGUUCUCUCGACAAACGCUCUAAGGAAUGUGCCGAUACACUGUUAUUUUGCGAGUGUUUGCAACUACUCCAAGUUCCACCUCGAAAAACAAUCGAAAUUAUAUUAAUAAACAAAGGCUUUGGAGGCAAUGCAUCCUAUACAUUUCAUUUACAUGGUUACAAUGCCAGUGUUGUUGCCCGAGAAAGUUUUGAGCAACCUCUCACCAAAGAUGAUAUUAUAUCUUUGGAUUUUAAUGGAAAGAUACAUCGAAAUCUUGUGAAUCCGGUGCAAAAAGAUACUUUUGUCGUACCGAAUAAAGGAUAUAUCAUUCUUCGUUUUUACACCGAUAAUUUAGGAUAUUGGCUGUGGGAAGCGAGAAGUACUGCUGUAUAUCCUCCAUUACUCGGGCCUGGGAUGCAAUUCUUAAUGAGAGUAGGUCUUCAGCGAAACUUGCCACUUGUACCGAUUGACUUUCCUAGUUGCGGCAAUAAGAAAGGCAUAGACAUGAUUUUUGAGAGCUGA